Musca vetustissima is the source of this 522-nucleotide messenger RNA. RefSeq names its product tyrosine 3-monooxygenase-like. Gene Ontology annotation, molecular function: tyrosine 3-monooxygenase activity; iron ion binding. The record is from RefSeq and is a predicted model, not a curated record. Lineage: Eukaryota; Metazoa; Arthropoda; Insecta; Diptera; Muscidae. Gene Ontology annotation, cellular component: axon; cytoplasm; perikaryon. The transcript is spliced from 2 exons. Gene Ontology annotation, biological process: dopamine biosynthetic process from tyrosine. The annotation marks the transcript as partial.
AAUGUGGCCACCACAGUUUCUUGGGGCUUUCAAACAAGUUUUCAUGGCAAUGGUUGGGUGUGCUGGUUGGUUGGCAAUCGAACUGGCUGCCUGCAUGAUUAUGAAAAGCUGCUGGUCUACUGGUUCACCGUUGAAUUCGGUCUCUGCAAGGAACACGGCGAGGUGAAGGCCUACGGUGCCGGUCUCUUGUCCGCCUAUGGUGAACUUUUGCACGCCAUCUCCGACAAGUGUGAACAUCGUCCCUUCGAACCCGCCUCCACCGCUGUCCAACCCUAUCAGGAUCAAGAAUACCAACCCAUCUACUAUGUGGCCGAAAGUUUCGACGAUGCCAAGGACAAAUUCCGCCGCUGGGUGUCCACCAUGUCGCGUCCCUUCGAGGUGCGUUUCAAUCCCCACACCGAACGUGUUGAGAUUUUGGAUAGUGUGGAGAAAUUGGACACCCUGUUGCAUCAAAUGAACACAGAAAUUCUGCACUUGACCAAUGCCAUAAACAAAUUGCGUCGUCCUUUCUAAAUCCAGCCA